UUUCAAGAAAUUGAAUAAAAGAAAAAAGAAUACAUUGAUUUUGACCCUCCAUCCUCCAUACACCCAUAAUUUGUCAUGGACUACAAGUGACAAAGUUGGAGCAUACUAUGCCACAAAAAUUUAAGUUAUGACAUGGCACAAAUAGCUAAGAUCUUUCUAGUUUCCACCACUUAGAUUGCAAACCAACACAACUCACCCCACCUUAUCCAACCAAAAACACCCAAAAAAUCACUAAUCACAAAAAUUACUUACCAAAAAAAAUUGUUAUGUAGAACCAAACACCUCACCAUCUAGAUUUUUCAAGAAUGGAGAGGAGAGAUGAUCUCCCUUGCAACCACCACCGCGAUCCAUACGACCACAACCCCAAUCCCCACCACCAACGCGCCUUUUCUUCCUAUCUCCAAUCACCACCAGUUUCGCUCCGCCCAUCUUAUCAAAACUAAAAAUCGUCGCUCAGGUCAUGUAACACAUGUUACAAGUGACUCAAACAAAACAAAAGUGUCCUCAGGCUCAGAUCCAACGGUAGAGAAUAUAGAAGCAGAUAAACUGGUGGAUGGGAUGGAUUUUGGAGAAUUAUGUGAUGAAUUUGAAUGUAUAAGUAGUCCAUUGGUUGAAUCCACUGCUAGACAGCUUGUUCGUGACAUAUUAGAGCUCAGGGAAGGUAACCGAGCACUUGGUACUUAUGCUGUUUCUGUCAAAUAUAAGGAUCCAGUUAGAAGCUUUACAGGAAGAGACAAGUAUAAAAGGCCAUUAUGGAUAACUGAUGCACUUGAGAAUACCAAAGUGGCAGUGCAAGAAAUGGUAAUGCUAUCAACAAGUGUACUAAACAUCAAAUGGACUCUAAAAGGGAGGCCAAAAUCAUUCAUAGGUAGCAUUGGUGGAGAUAUAAUCAUUAAGGUGAAUUCUAAGUUCACCUUAAACCAGAUUAGUGGACAAGUAAUAGAACAUGAAGAAUCCUGGGAUUUAUCUUCAUCAUCGCCACUAGCUCAAGUGUAUUUCUGGGUAUCGCGCCGCCUUUUCGCAGCCAAAGAAGGUGGCAAAGAUGUGGUGGAUUCUGUCAAGGACAUGAGUAGCAAGGUUUCUUCCUCUAAGGAAAAUGUAGAUAUGUACCCAGAUCCUUCUGGUGAUCCUACCAAGUUUUUCCAAAGGGAUGAUAGCUACCAAAGGGACUUGUAUCAAAUAGCCUUAUUCCUUGCACUACUUUACUUUGUUGUACAAUACUUAAAAACAACUUUGUAAACCCCUCAUGAAAAACUUUUAUGUGUAAAUUUUUUUACUCAUGUAUAUGUAAAAUCAUUAAAAAUUUUGUAUUUGUGCUAA
Messenger RNA from Amaranthus tricolor (Joseph's coat), 1320 nucleotides. RefSeq lists its product as uncharacterized. The coding region runs from base 319 to 1239 and encodes 306 amino acids. The record is from RefSeq and is a predicted model, not a curated record. Gene Ontology annotation, cellular component: chloroplast. The transcript is spliced from 5 exons. Lineage: Eukaryota; Viridiplantae; Streptophyta; Magnoliopsida; Caryophyllales; Amaranthaceae.